Messenger RNA from Panicum hallii, 1729 nucleotides. Its product is annotated as guanine nucleotide-binding protein subunit gamma 3-like. The transcript has 5 exons. The record is from RefSeq and is a predicted model, not a curated record. The coding region runs from base 494 to 1090 and encodes 198 amino acids. Lineage: Eukaryota; Viridiplantae; Streptophyta; Magnoliopsida; Poales; Poaceae.
UCUCAGUGGCGGUGGCGGCCGGCCUAGUAGCUGCUGGAGUACCUCCUUUCCGGCAGGGGCCCCCCGGCCGGCCGUAGUAUUCCGGAAACGAAGGCUUGGCGCUGUGCCUCCUCUCCCCUCAUCAUUGCCGCCCGAAACGGCAACCCGCCAUCCACCAUCCCCAGCAGCUACCUAGCAGACUCUCUACUCUCCCCCUCCCUCCAUGUGCCCGCCUGCAGCUCGCCGCUCCACCACCGCCAUUUAAUCCCGCCUCGCCUCGCUGCUUGCAGCAGGCCGGCCGGCAGAGCUAGGCUCCGUCAUCAUUCCUUCCUAGCCCCUUGUUCUUGUUCGCGCAUCAAUCAUCACGCGCUCGCCAGGCCGGCCAUUCGUUCACCUCAGCUCCAGCCAAGCACCAGGCACCAGCAGCUAGCGGCCGCGCUCUCGAUUGUGUACCUGCCGGCGGCCGUCCGGUAGCUGCCCGGCCAUCACGAAGCAGGCCGAGUGAUUUAUUUUGAUGGCUGCGGCGGCGGCGCCCAGGCCCAAGUCGCCGCCGGCCUCGCCCGACCCCUGCGGCCGCCACCGCCUGCAGCUCGCCGUCGACGCGCUCCACCGGGAGAUCGGCUUCCUCGAGGGUGAAAUAAGUUCCAUUGAAGGGGUCCACGCUGCCUCCAGAUGCUGCAAAGAAGUUGAUGAGUUUGUGGGAAGGAACCCCGAUCCAUUCAUAACGAUUCAGCCAGAGAAACGAAGCAAUGAGCAACCGCAGCAGUUUCUGAAGAAGUUCAGAGCCAGGAGCUGCCUGAGCUACCUGUCGUGGAUCUGCUGCUGCGGUAGCGGCGGGUGCCCGCCGUUCCGGCUGAAGAUGAGGCCGGCGGCGGCGACGAGCUGCUCCUGCGGCGGCGCGCAGCUUCGGAAGCUCUGCGCCUCCUGCUGCUCCUGCUGCUGCUGCUGCCGGUGCCGCGUGGUGUGCGCCGGCUGCUGCGGCGGGUGCUGCGCGCCGUGCCCGCGCUGCUCGUGCGACUGCGCCUGCCUGCGUUGCUGCUCGUCGUCGUGCGCCUGCCCCACCUGCGGCGGCGGCGCUUGCUGCGUCCCGCGCUGCUGCCUGUGCCUAUGAUGGCGAUCAAAGAGGAGAGUUUAUUAUUUUAUUUUGCACGCGCGCGUGCUGCUUCUAGAUCGAUCGUUGCUGCUACCUGAUGAUGAAUGAGGAUGAUGGGUUCUGAUGCGGAUGGAUAUUGGCAGGGCCUGCUUUUGGUCUAGCUUUCGUGUCACGAGUGUUGCUGACUGCAUGUCGUCGGUCUGACAAUGCCUGGUCGUGGCAAUGUGCCUGCCUGCCUGCCCGCGUGCCCUGGCACGACGCUGCCAAGAUGGCGCAGGAUUGAUUUCAGGACAAGCGGGACGCCGGCGCCCCGCAGUUUAGCGAGGAUAUGGCCUCGAUGAGCUCCCGGCCGGUGCAGCGAGAACUUUGAGAGGGCCGGAGAGGAAAGCGCUACAUUGGGCGGCCGUCGGGCGGGGCACCGCGUCGAACAGGUGGGCGCGCGGCUCAGGGGGUGGAGGUGUUGGAGAGGGUGACGUGGAGCGGCCGGGUCUCUUGAGGAGGUGCGCGAGGUUGGUAUAGGCAGGUGCGAGCGGAGGAGGCCGGGCUCCAUUGGCGGGAACUGUUCUGAAUCUUCUCGGAGUUGAGAGCUUGAGGAAGCAACAUGCACGCGUUGAGGAUGCGUUGUUUUGAGCCUUAUUGGUUGGAUGUCAAUUUUUA